AUGGAGCAAUUCCGGCAGAUUGGUGAAGUUCUGGGAAGCAUCGAGGCCCUGAUGAUGUUCCGAGACGAGAUACGAGUCAACCGGCACCAGUGUUGCUUGCUGGUGGACGCUUUCGAUCUCGCCUUCGAGAGCGUGGCAGAGGAGAUGAGGAACCAUCUGAGGUUCGACGAGAAGCUCAUCAAGUGGAAAGCCCUCGAGCACCCUCUCAGGGAGCUCCACCGGAUCUUCCGAGAAGGGGAGCAGUAUCUCAGGCAGUGCUUGGAGCCCAGUGAUUGGUGGGGAAAAGCCAUAGCCCUCACUCACAACACUGACUGCGUCGAGUUCCACCUUCACGACUUGUUAUGGUGUGUCCCCAUCGUGAUGGAGGCGAUCGAGAAUGUCGGGGAGAUCACGGGAACAGACCAAGAAGACAUUGGUAGGAAGAAGCUCGUUUUCUCGAAGAAGUACGAGAAGGAGUGGAUGGAGCCUAAGCUCUUUCAGCUCAAGUUUGGUAAAUCCUACUUGGCUUCUCAGGAACUACGCAACAAAAUGGAAACAGCAUGGAAGGAAGAUCGAUGGGUUCUCUCGGAAACGAUAGCCGAGAGGAGAAGCCCAGGAUCCAAGCCCCUGUCUAAGCAAGAGAACCGGCUUGCCGAGCUCCUGGUGUGCCCCAAAGGGAAGCUCUUCCCAUCCUCAGCUCUUGUAGGAUCGAAUGACUACCAAGUCAGAAGAAGAUUUGGGUCCGGAAACAACUACAAGGAAGUGCAAUGGAUGGGGGAGAGCUUUGCCGUGAAGCAUGUCAUCGGAGAGAUUGAGCCACUGAUGUCUGUGAUUUCUCUCCUAUCAUCCGUCUCACACACAAACGUAGCGUAUUACGUGUACUCGUUCGUCGAUGAAGAGAAGAAGGAGUGCUUUCUGCUGAUGGAGCUAAUGACCAAGGAUCUGUCCAGCUACAUCAAAGAAAUUUCCUCCACCAGAAGAAAGGUGUUAUUCCCUUUGCUGGUGGCAGUAGACAUAAUGCUUCAGAUUGCAAGAGGAAUGGAGUAUCUCCAUUCCAAGAACAUAUACCAUGGCGACUUGAACCCUUCAAACAUAUUGGUUAAGACGAGGAAUUCUUCACCAGAUGGAUACUUGCAUGUGAAAGUUACUGGAUGUGGGCUUUCACCAAUGAAGAACUCCAAGCCUUGGGCAAACCAGGCAGCUGCCACAAACCCAUGUAUCUGGUAUGCUCCAGAAGUCCUCCUAGAGCAGGAGCGGUCAGGGGAGAGCAGUGGUGGCUCAAAGUGCACGGAGAAGGCAGAUGUCUACAGCUUUGCAAUGAUAUGCUUCGAGCUGCUGACAGGGAAAAUUCCCUUUGAAGACGACCAUCUUCAAGGAGAUAAGAUGAGCAAGAACAUAAGAGCGGGUGUGAGGCCUUUGUUCGCAUGUCAAUCCCCCAAGUAUCUGACCACCCUAACAAAAAGAUGUUGGCAGACCGAUCCGUCCCAGCGGCCCAGCUUCUCUUCCAUUUGUAGAGUGCUCAGGUACAUCAAGCGAUUCUUGGUUAUGAACCCAGAUCAUAGCCAACCUGAUGCUCCAAUGCCACCGGCGGAUUACUAUGACCUCGAAAUUAGUCUGUGCAAGAGGUUCACAAACUGGGGAAGGAAAGAUGUUCCCCGGGUCUCAGAAAUCCCCUUUCAAAUGUACGCUUAUCGAGUUGCAGAAAGGGAGAAGACUAGCACCAACAUCAAGGACAAGUGUUCGGAUUCAGGGAGUGAAGGAGCCUCGGUUUGCAGCGAUGAAAACGCGUUCAUUAUAACUCUCCCAGAUGAUGUGGUUUCUACCUCUGUGGGUUCUGUGAAGUCAUUCUCUCCCACGAUUUCUGAUACUACCAACAAGACCUCCUCCACGGUGAAGGCUAGUGGGAAGAGCAAUAAGCAAUUAGGGAAGCUUCAAAAAUCAAGAACCAUUAUACCCACACACCUGACCGGACGCACUGCAAGAACCAACGCUGAAAACCGGCUGCAGCUGCAACCAGUUAUGAUGAGCCCAAGAAGACGGAAGGCAUCGGGGCAUGCCUCAGAUUCAGAACUAACAUAUAUCUGAAGACCCUCAUCCUGUCAUGAUCAAGAGACCCCUUCCCCACAGAGACCCAACACGAGGUAGUUGAGACCCUCAUACUGUCAUGAUCGAAGAUCGACCUUCUUCCAUACAGUUUCUCUUGUUUCACAUUCAUUGUUGUAUUGUUGAGUCGGAAAUGAUUGUAGCGGCUUUUCUGUAAACAGAUUCUCUUGUUUUUUCUUUUCUUUUUAUUAAUUU
Musa acuminata subsp. malaccensis (wild Malaysian banana) is the source of this 2277-nucleotide messenger RNA. RefSeq lists its product as uncharacterized. Gene Ontology annotation, cellular component: cytoplasm. Gene Ontology annotation, molecular function: ATP binding; protein kinase activity. Gene Ontology annotation, biological process: signal transduction; protein phosphorylation. NCBI's taxonomy places the organism in Eukaryota, Viridiplantae, Streptophyta, Magnoliopsida, Zingiberales, Musaceae. The record is from RefSeq and is a predicted model, not a curated record.